AUGCCCGAGAAAGUUUCUGCUGAAGAGUCCACAGAAAAACAUCUACCUUGGACAGAAAAGUACCGACCGCUUAAUUUGAGUGAGGUUGUGGCGCACGAGACGAUCAUAGAUGUCAUCCGCAAAUUCGCGGCUAAUGGUCGCCUACCGCAUCUGCUAUUUCACGGACCGCCGGGCACAGGAAAGACCUCAACGGUGCUGGCACUUACCAGAGAGCUUUAUGAGUCAAAUCACUCUAACAUGGUUCUCGAACUGAAUGCUUCUGAUUCGCGGGGUAUCAAUAUUGUUAGAGAUGAGAUUCAAUCUUUUGCCUCAACUGCUCGUCCAUUCUCUUCAGCCUUCAAACUCGUGAUAAUGGAUGAAUGCGAUAGCUUGACGAAAGAUGCACAGUUUGCACUUCGCAGAAUCAUGGAAAAGUACGCACAGCACACCCGAUUUUGUUUGAUUUGCAAUUAUGCAUCUAAGAUUAUCCCGGCAAUCCAGAGUAGAUGUACCAAAUUCCGUUUUGCACCAGUUCCGGCGGAGGCGAUGUUACAACGCUUGCGACAUGUUGUUUGCAGCGAGCGAGUUCAAAUAUCUGGUGCUUCGCUACAAACUAUACAGAGGCUUGGCGAAGGUGACAUGAGGAGGUCUCUGAAUGUUUUGCAAAGUUUGCAUCUAGCUUCGACCAAAAUAACCUCGGCAACCAUUCAUGCAACGACUGGGUUACUUGACAGGUGCGAAGUGCUAGAAUUUCUCCAAGUCCUCUUUGAGAAGCCAAUGAAGUCUAUACUUAACCAUCUAUAUCGUUUGAAGCUUGAGAAGAGUUUCGCAUUGACGGACCUCAUCAAGGAAAUGUCCGAAACUCUCUUCAGCUUGCACAUGUCGGUACAGGUUAGGUCACAGUUACUGAAGGGACUCGCUGAUGUUGAACACGCGCUGAGUUUUACAAGCAGCGAAAAAAUUCAGACAUUAUCAUUGAUAUCGAUAUUCUUACACGUUCGACGUACGCUGACGACAUCGGAUAACGAAAACCAGCUCUCCAUUUAA
Messenger RNA from Ostreococcus tauri, 1026 nucleotides. RefSeq names its product P-loop containing nucleoside triphosphate hydrolase. NCBI's taxonomy places the organism in Eukaryota, Viridiplantae, Chlorophyta, Mamiellophyceae, Mamiellales, Bathycoccaceae. The transcript has a single exon. Gene Ontology annotation, cellular component: DNA replication factor C complex; nucleus. Gene Ontology annotation, molecular function: ATP hydrolysis activity; DNA clamp loader activity; DNA binding. Gene Ontology annotation, biological process: DNA-templated DNA replication; DNA repair. The record is from RefSeq and is a predicted model, not a curated record. Bases 1 to 1026 code for a protein of 341 amino acids.